Molecule: messenger RNA, 342 nt
Organism: Lottia gigantea (owl limpet)
Lineage: Eukaryota; Metazoa; Mollusca; Gastropoda; Lottiidae
Exons: 2
Coding region: 1-342 (113 amino acids)
Source: RefSeq, a predicted model, not a curated record
AUGGCAGAGUCAGCAUUACGUAGAAUUGUGACAAAUGGCAGAUCAGUGUGCAAAAACAGUGUAAGAUGUUUAUUUACGAACGCUACAACGACUGCCACUGCGACUGCAGAAACCGAGGCAUUGUCCGAUGUAAAAAGUUUCGAGGACUUACCUGGCCCUAAUGGUGUGCCUAUAUUUGGAACUGGAUUGAAAUAUUUAGUGAAUCAAGGACAAAUGCAUGAAGUACAGGUUUUGCACUAUCCAUCCUAUACUUUUUAUUUUAUAUCAUUGCUCCUCCAAAUACAGAAUUCGUAUCUUUAUCUUUGUAUAGCAAAACUCUUCAAUUAUGCUAAAAUACUUUAA